Molecule: messenger RNA, 1896 nt
Organism: Penicillium maclennaniae
Lineage: Eukaryota; Fungi; Ascomycota; Eurotiomycetes; Eurotiales; Aspergillaceae
Product: DUF4246 domain-containing protein
Exons: 3
Coding region: 1-1896 (631 amino acids)
Source: RefSeq, a predicted model, not a curated record
AUGUCUGAACACCACUCAAAUGAGGAAGGCCUUUUGAAAUUCAGCAAGAAUACAGACCCUCGCUUGACUCUUCCGGGCUUCGGUCGACCACUGGACUAUGCACCUCAAGAGCAGAACAUCUAUGGUGUGAAGAGCCGGAGCAUGUUUCCUUCUGCUCUGGAUGACCGUGACAUCGCCUAUGGAUACACCGAGUCAGUCCUUCUAGACAUCGCUCGGACUCUGCUAACCUGGCUCAGGCUGCCUGUCCUGACUCUUCGAGAGAUAGAGAUGCUCAAAAUCAUGGAGAAUAUCACUGACAUUCCCCAAUGGUGGAAGAAAAUCCACGAGCCUGGAACUUCAGCGCAGUGGAAAAAGUUGGCCUUGAACAGUGGUACAGACAUCACGAAGAACAUGGCCAACUGGAUCAUCGAGGAGCUGAAGUAUAAAGCUAUGAUAUAUGAAAUUAGCAGCGCAGUCACCCUGUACAAUGGAGAUGUCACUAAAUCUGACAGCAACGUGCCUGACGACAUUAUGAAAGAACUGAGGCGAACGACCAAAAUCUUGGAGUAUGAGGAAGAAGAGCUGCACUUCUAUCACCCAGGCAGCAUGAGCAAACAACGCGAUCUACUCCCGAUGGCUUUAUAUCCCCUCAUCUACGGCAAGAGCCGUAUCCUCACGGACCGCGUUAUUCGUCUUGAUGAAGCAUUACGCUACGCUGGCCAGGGUGAAGUGAUCCCAGUCCCCAAAGAGAGCGGAGUCACCAGAGAGGACCUUGCAUGGCGUGUGGCUGCUCGAGCCGACAUCACAGUAAAACCGUACAGCCGGUUGUUCCAAAUCCUCCCGUCGGACUGGGAAUUAGGAGAUGAGGGACUGUGGCAUAUUGCAACUUACAUCAACAACCUCCAUCCAGUGAAGUGCAAGGAUACCUACAAGGUCAUUGAGGAUACUUUCAACUGUUUGGUUCCGCAAUUCAAUAUGUCCAUGACGCCGCUGAGAGAUAUGCUUCAUUCUCGUGCACGCAUCGAAUACCACAAAGCCGAGUACUAUCAUGUUUCGAAAGAGGUGGCCGACACGGAGCCAAAGAUCCAGUUAACGGAGGCACAGAGCGAAUUCGAUGAGCGGGACGAGAAAUGGAGGAUGGAGAAAUGUAUCGCAGUCCAACCUGAUGCCGGCGAAUUCGUGCCGUGGGCUGUGCCUCAAUGCCUCAUGACCAAACUGCCGGAAGAUCUGCCCAGCGCUGUGCGCAUUGAGCGACCUGUCAAUCUCAGCAAGGACUACAAAGAGCGCGGGCUACAGGUGAUUACUCGAUUGAUGGGUCUUGACUUGACUCCAGAGGAUCCAAUCUACCAAACCGACUGGCACGUCGAGGCCUUCGUGCACUUUGACGUCGACAACAUAAAAGACGCAAGCAUGGAAUUUCGCAACAUCAUCGACACGGGUGCACUCGAAGAAGUCGAGCACGGGUCUAACGACUUCGUCUGGCUGAAACAGGUCUUCGGCCUUGAAAACGGCGAACCAGCCAUUCAACAAGUUGGCUCCAUCAAAUGUCCCGUCGGUCGAACCGUGAUCUUUACCAGUAUGGUGCAGCACAGGUACACGGGAUUCGAGCUACUGGAUCCGACCAAGCCAGGCCAUUUACGCGCACUAGUGUUUUACCUGGUAGACCCGAAUAUCCGGAUUAUUUCAACAGCGAACAUUCCGCCUCAGAGACUGGACUGGACACUUGAUUUCAAGGACGAUGAGGGUAAUCUCACAGCUGCGAUGGCGAAGUUGGCGCUUGAGCACAAAAAUGACCGGGCAAAUAUGCCUAUGUCUUUGAAUGAGGCGCAGGAAUAUAGAGUUGAGGCUUUGGAGGAGUUGAAUCAGUUUAUGCGGUACCAGCAUGUUGCUUUCGAAUCUAAUAUACUCAUGCUGUAG